This is a messenger RNA of Spirodela intermedia, 2586 nucleotides long. NCBI's taxonomy places the organism in Eukaryota, Viridiplantae, Streptophyta, Magnoliopsida, Alismatales, Araceae. The record is from the annotation of a GenBank genome assembly.
AUGGAUUCGUUCUUCCAGUCUCGGGCAUUCGGGGCCAGAAGUUGGAGCUACGAGUCUCUGAAGAACUUCGCCCCCAUCGACGCCGUCGUCCAGAACCACCUCAAGAGUGUAAGGCCCCACUUUCUCCCCCUCUUAAUCUGGUGAAACUGGCGGCAUUGUCGAAGGAGGAUUGGUUGCUUUCGUGUCGAUCUCAUCCCAUUCCGUGGUUUUCUUUUUUUUGCUGAGCCUGGGGGAGGCGGAUCUCUGGCUUUCGACGCUUGAUUUGUCGCGAAAAGUGGUGAGGAAAUACGGGUUCGAUUUUUUAGUUCGAAUUUUCUUGGCGUAAAGGGUCAUCCUACCGGUUGCAUGAGGCCCGUGAUUGCGUUGAUUCUAUUCUAUUUUAACCCAGUCUUCUCGAUAAGGUCGUAUGAACUUUUUGCUGAAGUUUUCCUUCCGUAACCGCUGAUAUUUAUUCGGUACGGGUGAUUUCCGAAUAUCUUUUUUCUGAUCAGCUCAGGGAUUAUCCAGUUGUAUGUUUAAACGCUUAUCCUUUUACAGGUCUUCUUGUCCUUCUUUAUCUACUUCUUUUCACCCUUUUAUCUUGACUAUGGUGUUGCCUUCUGUGACUCCUUAAUCCAUUCAUGUCUGAAAUAAUUCCAUGUGGUUUCUAUAAACACUUUUUCGCACUCAGUGGUCGAUCGCAUAUCUUAGCGGGAAAGAGAACUUGAUUCCUUUUAUAUACUUAAAGACAAUCGGUGGAAAUGGCAGGUUUAUCUGACGCUGUGUCUCGCCGUGGUGUCCUCUGCUGCGGGAGCUUAUCUGCAUAUCCUGAGUAACAUUGGUGGAACAUUGACCACACUCGGGUGCAUGCUCUGUGUCGCCUGGUUAGUGGCCACUCCUGCGUAUGAAGAGGUAGUGCCCCAUCCUUGCCUGUCCUUGACAGUGGCUUUUGCCUCUUCUUCUUACCUGAUGUGAGUCUAUGUUGCCCCUUUCAACAGAGGAAGAGAUUUGGCCUUCUCUUGGCAUCUUCUCUUCUCCAAGGAGCUACGUUGGGUCCAAUCAUUCAGCUUGCCAUUGACUUUGAUCCAAGGCAUGGAUUAACUCACCUCAUCUAUAAUUUUAAUGCUAUGCGUUUUAUUCUGUUGUGGUUUUUUGCCAGUUCAGUGCUGUUUAUUUAGGCAGAAGAAAAGGAGACAUAUGUUCCUAAUUCUGAAUCUGCUUCCGUAUCUAUUAGCACGAUAAUUUUUUUUUCCUUAAUUGAUAGAAUCGCUAGCAUAUCUUGGCCACUGAUAAAGAGCCAUCAGCUUUUCUCCCCUUUGCCAUUUUCCUUCUGAUAUCGCUUCAGUCUCCAUUUGUCAUCCUGCGCCCUGCCUACUUUGUGCAUUUUCUGUGAUGCCUUUAUGUCGUCCUUCUUGCCAUUCCAUCUUCCUUCCCCAGCCCCCUCCUACACCACAUCUAGGAAGUAGGUACUUUGUGGGCCAUGGUAAGAUAUUUUUGUCUAUACGCUUCCUUCUUUAGUCAGAGAUGUAGAAAUCCAAAGAAAUCGUCACAGUGAAACUUGUGCAGAGGUUUAUAGGUUCUUCAUUUGUUUUUAAUAAAAGAAUGCCCGGGACUUACACACCUGACUGAUCAUUUGAAUCAGUCAAUACCUGAUGACCAUCAGGGGUGCCUUCAUUAGAGCUCUUGCUUGCAGAGCUUCCGAUUAUUUGAAGAACAGCACCUCAUCACGCCAUUUCUGCUUUGCAUACUGAUUCUUAACAGUUUAUUUAAGAAGUCCAGUUAAUUUCUGAUAAUUUGUAGUGUCUGCAUUAAUAUUAAUGUUAUUCUUCAAGUGGGUAAUGUCCAUGCAAAUUGAGUAUAGAUUGGCCGUUGAGGAAUUUCCAUCAAGAAGGAAAUAAUCAUAUGAACACAUAUUAAACUGGAUCACAUUUUCCCUUCGGAACAUGCAGAAUUCUCGUGACUGCACUUGUGGGAACCGCGGUAGUGUUUGUCUGCUUCUCAGCGGCCGCACUGGUGGCCAAGCGCCGCCAAUUCCUAUUCCUGGGCGGCCUGCUCAGCUCUGGUCUAUCUCUCCUCCUCUGGCUGCACUUUGCUUCGUCGAUCUUUGGUGGCUCCACCGCCAUGUUCAACACCGAGGUACCCAAUUUCACACCCCCCACUACCCGAUAGUUCAGAGCUCGUAGCCCCAACAGCAUCUCCUUCAUCUCUCAUUCAAUCUGCGUGAAUCCUCCUCAUCUGGUUCUGCUUGCUGUACUUGCAGAUAUACCUCGGCCUACUGGUCUUCCUUGGGUAUGUUCUGUUCGACACUCAGCUGAUCAUUGAGAGAGCCCGCUCUGGUUCCUUUGACCGUGUGGGGGAUGCACUGCAUAUGUACACCAAUCUGGUCGCUGUCUUUAUCCGGGUCCUCAUCAUCAUGGUAAGAUUCAUCAGAUAUGUACCUAGCUCCUAGCUAGCUAGAGAGAGAGAGAGAGAGAGAGAGAGAGAGAGAGAGAGAGAGAUCGUCCUUGGCGCCUGGGGACUGAAUUUGUUUUCUUUGUGUGGGUUUGUCAGUUGAAGAACGGAGCUGAGAAGGAGAAGAAGAAGAAGAAGAGGUCGCAGGCUUCCUGA